Messenger RNA from Bicyclus anynana (squinting bush brown), 1265 nucleotides. RefSeq lists its product as uncharacterized. Gene Ontology annotation, molecular function: glycine N-acyltransferase activity. The transcript is spliced from 5 exons. Lineage: Eukaryota; Metazoa; Arthropoda; Insecta; Lepidoptera; Nymphalidae. The coding region runs from base 166 to 1008 and encodes 280 amino acids. The record is from RefSeq and is a predicted model, not a curated record. Gene Ontology annotation, cellular component: mitochondrion.
ACCACAGUUCACAUUCCCAGCUGUUUUUAUCUUCUGUGUUUGACCUACUUGUUAACAUACCUACGUGCGAUUUAUUCAUCUUUGUUAUAAAACUUGUAAAGUAGGUAACUAUUGUUAGAUUUAGGAUUAUGUGGAAAUAAUUAUAUAGGUAAUUGAGUUGCAAACAUGGAUCCGUUAGUAGAAAUUCCACGAAACAAAUGGCCUGAGCUCAGAGAUUUGUAUCGCAACAAAUGGCCCGAUGACGCUGUUGCAUUCUGUUUUCUGGACACUCAAAUAACAUAUCCCAAGCUUGCUGAAUAUUGUAACAUCAAAGUAUAUUCUCCAGAAGGUGACAUUCACAAUGGAUUCGUUGCUGUUUAUUUCAAUGAAAUGGGUGAAACUUACGAAGUAAUGAUACAGCUGUUGGACAAUAUUGAUAUAAUUGAAAAAGCUCUUGCUGGGUCUAAAGUAAUUGACUGGACGAAAGCUUUUUAUGUUUCUUCGGCAAGUCCAGUUGUUGUGGAAUGUUUUCGGAAUCUGGAAAAAAAACUCAACGUGAUUGGAAACACUAGAGGAAACAAAGCAUACAGACACUUUAUUGAUAGAACUUCUAAGCAAUUUGACAUUAGCAACAGUCCACCAGAUACAUACGUAGCUGAUCUUAAACCUGAGCAUUUACAUAUUAUUGAUAAAACAUGGACGUUUUACAGUGACAGAUCCUACAAAAUGUUCGAAUCAUUGCUAAAAAACCACCUGACUUAUGUCCUGUACUCUACAAAUGAUGAUCCUUUAGCAUGGAUCACUAUCGGGUGGGAAGGUACUUUGACUCAUUUAUACUGUAUAGAAGGACAUAGGAAGAAGGGUUAUGCUGAAUAUAUUCUGAAAUAUGCUGUGAACGAUCAACUAAAUAGAGGAAAAGAUAUUCUUGGCUAUACGUUAGAAAAAAACGCACAAGCACAGAAAUUAUUCGAUAAAUUGAACUUUGAACGAGUUGGUUAUGAUACGUGGAUAGAUGUUAUUAAGAAGUAAGAUUUAACUACUAAGCUACUAUGCUAUAGCUACUAAGCUACUAAGAUGCAGUCGCGGGCUUUUGCAUAAUGAGUGAUGUAACUUUUCGAUAACACCGCUAUAAUUUUUCAUGAAGAUCAACAUAAAUGAUAAAAUUUUAAUUAUCUAAUCUUAUCAAAUUUUGCUAUAGUCAAGAUAUUAAUGAUUUUGCAAUUACAGCAUUAGGUUCAAAAAUACCUUAUGUUCAACAAUUUGUUUUAAACCGUGUUAAAAAAAUG